AUGUCACGACAUCACCACAGUUCUCGAAAUGAGAAAUCACAUCCUCAUUCCCAUUCUCGACGAGAUACUCGCCAUGAAACUCGUCAUGAGAAAAAGAAAGUUACGCCGAAAAAUCUAGCGGCGACAUUGGGAAUGAUGGGGUUGGCGAUUGGGGCUACGUUGUUGACGGAGGGGGGACCGUGGAAGAGUCGUAUGGCUGCUGCGGCUACGGUGGUGGGGAUGGAGCAGAUGCUUGAGAGUGGGGGGUUUUUUGAUGGGAAGGGGGAGGGGGAGGGGAGGGUGGUUAAGGAGAGGGAGGAGAGGGGGGAGAGGGAAAGGGAAAGGAGGAGUGAGAGGGGGUUUGAGGAGGAGAGGAGACGGAGGGAUGUGGAGGAUGAUGAUGAAAGAGCAUAUCGACAUCGAAGGGAGAGGGUUAGAGAAGAAGAAGAUAGGAGAGAAACGAGAGGAACGAGGCAUGGAUAUGGACAUGGAUAUGAUUCAUAUGAGAGAACAAGACGAGAUACUCACGAUGAAGAUGAUCGACGACGUCGGGAAAGACGAGCUAGGAGGGAAGCCAAUAGACGGUUCGACGAACAGUAUGAGAUUGAGGAGCUUCCCGUCUGA
Messenger RNA from Botrytis sinoallii, 603 nucleotides. RefSeq lists its product as uncharacterized. The record is from RefSeq and is a predicted model, not a curated record. NCBI's taxonomy places the organism in Eukaryota, Fungi, Ascomycota, Leotiomycetes, Helotiales, Sclerotiniaceae. The transcript has a single exon. The coding region runs from base 1 to 603 and encodes 200 amino acids.